AUGGAUAAAUUAACGAACAUGAAAUCAAAAUUUCAAACGAUUUUAUACGAGAAAAAAGUAAUUCAUUAUCUAGUUAAACUUCUUUUGAUAAGUUCAACAGUUAUCGUAAGUACUUUAAUUUAUCAACAAAGAACUUUUAUAACUGAAAAAUUCGAAAGAAAACAAUAUCGUAUUGCACAUUGUAUGACAGGAGUUCCUCGAACACUUUAUAAAGAAGAAGUUUAUGUUGCAUAUCGUCGACAAGCAUUGAAUAUUCUUCCCGGUGAUCUUUUUCUUAUUCUUCAAAUGACAAAUAGAACAGAAGAUGUUCAUGGAACAAUUAUUCGUACAAAUCAACCUGAAAGAUAUGAAGCAGCAAUAAAAUAUCUUUCACCGAGAAGAAUUGAAUGGAUUCCUGCUGGAAAUCAUUUAGGAGCUAUUGAAGAUAUUAGUGGAAAUGCAAAAUGGAAACGUUGUUUAGAUCAUAUUGAACAAGUUGAAAAAGAAAAUCAAUUUCAAUAUGAUUUUAUUGUUCGAACUCGUCCUGAUUUAUUUAUUGCAAAAGAUUUACCAACAGCAGAUAUUUUACCGCAUGAUCGAAUUUUAAUAAAUCCAUAUUAUGAAUGUAUUCAAAUCGAUAUUCUUCAAGGUUAUACACAAAUCUGGUCUGAUAUUCCACUUCCUUGUAAUAAGAAAAAUUAUGGUUUAUCGGAUUUAUUUGCGAUUUUACCACGAAAAUUAGCUCAACCUUAUCUGAAUGUUGCAUUUACACCAAAUCUUCCACGUCAUGUUUGUGGUCAAGGUUAUAUGCAUGUAGAAUGUCCAAUACGAGCUGUUCUUUAUAAAGCAAAUAUCACAUUUGAACUUUGGCCUUUUGUUAUCAAAAUUAUGCGAUCAAAUCAAUUUUGUCAUUUAAACGCUUGGAAUCGUUUUAAUAGUUGGUGUUAA
Adineta ricciae is the source of this 927-nucleotide messenger RNA. The record is from the annotation of a GenBank genome assembly. NCBI's taxonomy places the organism in Eukaryota, Metazoa, Rotifera, Eurotatoria, Adinetida, Adinetidae.